UCACCAUUUUCUAAGGGAAUCAGAAAAAAAAGUCGAAACUUUCCUUCUCAUUUUCUCCAUUACAAAUUUUCUUCAGCGAGCAUCUUUAGUGUUUAUCACUUUCCUCCUACGAUUCAAUUUUCCAAUUCUGUUCCUCGCAGCUGCCGGAGAUGGCGGAGGAGCGGAGCAUAAACGGCGAAGCGACUGGACAUGAGGAUGACCGUUUCUUCGAGUCCGAUCAACAAGACGAUGCUGGAAAGUCGACGGAAUUGAGUCGAAAGAUCCGAGAGCUCGAAUCCGGAAAUCAGCAGCUGGCGCGGGAUAAUGGUGAACUCAGCCGGAAAAUCGAGACCUUGACGGCGGAGAUCGAGGAGCUGAGAGGAGCCGAAUCCAAGGCGAGGCGUAAGAUGGGUGAGAUGGAGCGAGAGAUCGACAAGUCGGACGAGGAGAGGAAGGUUUUGGAGGCCAUAGCUGCGAGAGCCUCGGAGCUCGAGACCGAAGUGGCACGGCUUCAGCACGAGCUGGUCACGGCUCAGACGGAAGGGGAAGAGGCUGCGGCGGAGGCGAAGAAGCUCCGGUCUGAGAUUUCACAGAAAGGGGAUGGAAUUGAGGAAUUGGAGAAAGAGGUCGCUGGUUUAAGGACUGUAAAGAAGGAGAACGAGAAGAGAAUGAAGGAAUUGGAGACAAAGCUUGGCGCUUUGGAGGUUAAGGAGUUAGAGGAGAAGAACAAGAAGGUCCGUGCAGAGGAAGAGAUGAGAGACAGGAUUGACAGUAAAGAGAAAGAGGUGGAUGAUUUGAAGGAGAAGAUCAAGGGUUUGGAAUCGAAGGUAGCAGAGGGAAAAGCAGAGUUGCAGAAGUGUAAAACAGAGAAGAUGGUUGUGGAGGAUUCGUUGAGAGAGUCAGAGAAGAAAGUGGUGGCUAUGGAAUCAGAGAUUGUGGAGUUAGAGAGACAGAUGGAUGAGUCUGAGAAGAUGAUCAGUGGAUUGAAGAAUAUGGUUGAGCCAAUUAAUGGCAUUGAGCUCAAGUCAUGGUCGCCGACUGUAACUGCUGGUUCUGGUGGAGCUGUGGCGGCGGUUGCGGUUGCAGUGGCGGGAGCAGCCGUCGUCUGUUACAUUUACCACUCGAAGAGGGCUUAAUUCGAGGUAGAAUUUUAUGAACUUCAUUUCUUUGUUUCCUCCUUUGGGAGUGUUUCCUACGUAACUUUCUUUGUUAUAUGCUUGGGGAUUUUGUUGAUUUCACAAUUUUGGAGUCUUCUUUAUUUUGUGUUUGCUUACAUCUUUCAUUA
Eutrema salsugineum is the source of this 1264-nucleotide messenger RNA. RefSeq names its product peroxisomal and mitochondrial division factor 2. The record is from RefSeq and is a predicted model, not a curated record. Lineage: Eukaryota; Viridiplantae; Streptophyta; Magnoliopsida; Brassicales; Brassicaceae. The transcript has a single exon. Bases 150 to 1115 code for a protein of 321 amino acids.